This is a messenger RNA of Onychomys torridus (southern grasshopper mouse), 3152 nucleotides long. RefSeq names its product muskelin 1 (gene Mkln1). Gene Ontology annotation, cellular component: cytoplasm. Gene Ontology annotation, molecular function: protein binding. The record is from RefSeq and is a predicted model, not a curated record. The transcript has 22 exons. NCBI's taxonomy places the organism in Eukaryota, Metazoa, Chordata, Mammalia, Rodentia, Cricetidae. Bases 795 to 2921 code for a protein of 708 amino acids.
UGGAGGGGGAGGAGGGGAGGAACCUGAUCCUCGGUAGCGAAGGGCUGGAGGCAAACACCGAGCUCCCCCUGAGCCGCCCGGGAGCUGGGAGGGCUCUGCUACCCAGAGGGGCCCUCCCCGCGGGGCAGAGGGUGGGAAGGACUCAGAACGUACUUCGGAACGUGUGCCUGCCUUGAAGAGAGACUCGAGGAUGUGGAAAAUUUCACUCAAAUGAUGCUGUAGAACAUUGCUGGUGGCAGCGGCGGCACACAAAGAGUGUUCCACGGACUGACCUCUUUUUGUUUUCAAAUGAAGAGGAGCCAAGAAUAGGACCGCUUGGGAAGAUGAGCUGCACAUAACGCAUAAGGCUGAGAUCACAUCUGCUUCCCCAGUGCUGGCCUCAGACUGAAGACAAUGGGGGCAGCGCCGCCGCCACUGCAGCAGACUUCUGAUGGACAAGAGGCGUGAGUGGCGUCAGCUGUUAUUGUAAGCCACGGAGGUUUUCAGGGUCACUUGUUCCUGGAGCCUAACCAUAAUUUUCCUGAUGGAUUUGCCACUCCAACCUAUCAUUUGUCCACAAAAGUCAGUAAAAGAUGGCUUUCUGAGACUCUGCCUGACUCUGAAUGAGAGCGACUGUGAAGGUGUAAGCCUCAGUGUGGGUGCUGACUGGAGAUGCAAUCCCGGGACAGUGAGUGUGAUUGGAAAGAGGAGCAAGAAGAUGACAGGUGUUCUGCCAGAGGGUGCUUGAGCAAUCUGCAGAAAGACUGUCCGCCUCCUCCGAUGGCUUUGCAGAAUAUUACUGUGCUAGAUAGAGGAUGAACCCAUACCUCAGGAACAUUUUAGUGGAUAAACCAAAUGAUCAAUCUUCCAGAUGGUCUUCAGAGAGCAACUAUCCUCCCCAGUACUUGAUUCUGAAGCUUGAAAGGCCUGCUAUAGUUCAGAAUAUUACAUUUGGAAAAUAUGAGAAAACCCAUGUCUGCAAUUUGAAGAAAUUCAAAGUCUUUGGUGGAAUGAAUGAAGACAAUAUGACAGAGCUGUUGUCUAGUGGCUUGAAGAAUGAUUAUAACAAAGAGACAUUUACCUUGAAACAUAAAAUUGAUGAACAGAUGUUCCCUUGUCGAUUCAUUAAAAUUGUUCCACUUUUGUCCUGGGGGCCCAGCUUUAACUUUAGCAUCUGGUAUGUUGAACUUAGUGGCAUUGAUGAUCCUGAUAUAGUGCAGCCCUGUCUGAACUGGUACAGCAAGUACCGCGAACAAGAAGCCAUUCGCCUUUGCCUGAAACACUUCAGACAACACAACUACACGGAGGCGUUUGAGUCCCUGCAGAAGAAGACCAAGAUUGCCCUGGAGCACCCAAUGUUGACAGAUAUGCAUGAUAAAUUGGUGUUGAAGGGUGACUUCGAUGCUUGCGAAGAGUUGAUUGAAAAAGCUGUAAACGAUGGCUUGUUCAAUCAGUAUAUCAGUCAGCAGGAGUAUAAGCCACGGUGGAGUCAGAUCAUUCCUAAGAGCACCAAAGGUGAUGGAGAAGAUAACCGACCUGGAAUGAGAGGGGGCCAUCAGAUGGUUAUUGAUGUUCAGACAGAGACUGUUUAUUUGUUUGGUGGCUGGGAUGGAACACAAGAUCUUGCUGACUUCUGGGCAUACAGUGUGAAGGAGAACCAGUGGACAUGUAUCUCUAGAGACACUGAGAAAGAGAAUGGUCCCAGUGCCAGGUCGUGCCAUAAAAUGUGCAUUGACAUCCAACGAAGGCAAAUCUACACGUUGGGCCGCUACUUGGAUUCCUCUGUGAGGAACAGCAAAUCUCUGAAAAGUGACUUCUACCGUUAUGACAUUGACACCAAUACCUGGAUGUUACUGAGUGAAGACACUGCUGCUGAUGGUGGACCAAAGCUGGUGUUUGAUCAUCAGAUGUGUAUGGAUUCAGAAAAACAUAUGAUCUACACCUUUGGUGGUAGAAUUUUGACAUGUAAUGGCAGUGUAGAUGACAGCAGAGCCAGUGAACCACAAUUCAGUGGCUUGUUUGCAUUCAACUGCCAAUGUCAAACCUGGAAGCUUCUUCGAGAGGACUCCUGUAAUGCUGGCCCUGAGGACAUCCAGUCUCGAAUUGGACACUGCAUGCUGUUCCACUCAAAAAAUCGUUGCUUAUAUGUAUUUGGUGGCCAGCGAUCUAAGACAUAUUUGAAUGAUUUCUUUAGUUAUGAUGUGGACUCUGAUCAUGUAGACAUAAUUUCAGAUGGCACCAAGAAAGACUCUGGGAUGGUACCAAUGACAGGAUUCACACAGAGAGCAACUAUUGAUCCAGAACUGAAUGAAAUACAUGUCUUAUCUGGACUCAGCAAAGACAAAGAAAAGAGGGAAGAGAAUGUCAGAAAUUCCUUCUGGAUUUAUGACAUUGUGAGGAAUAGCUGGUCUUGUGUCUAUAAGAAUGAUCAAGCUGCAAAAGAGAAUCUGAGUAAAAGUCUUCAGGAAGAAGAACCAUGUCCAAGGUUUGCCCAUCAGCUCGUUUAUGACGAGUUACACAAGGUUCAUUAUUUAUUUGGUGGAAAUCCAGGAAAAUCUUGCUCUCCAAAGAUGAGACUAGACGACUUCUGGUCACUGAAGUUGUGUAGACCUUCCAAAGAUUACCUUCUGAGGCAUUGCAAGUACCUCAUACGAAAACACAGGUUUGAAGAAAAGGCCCAGAUGGACCCUCUUAGUGCUCUGAAGUAUUUACAGAAUGAUCUUUAUAUAACUGUGGAUCAUUCAGACCCAGAAGAGACAAAAGAGUUUCAACUCUUAGCCUCAGCUCUGUUCAAAUCUGGCUCAGAUUUCACAGCUCUAGGCUUUUCAGAUGUGGAUCACACCUAUGCUCAAAGAACUCGGCUCUUUGACACCCUAGUAAAUUUCUUUCCCGACAGCAUGACUCCUCCUAAAGGCAAUCUGGUAGACCUCAUCACACUGUGAACUGAGGAGUCAAGUUGAGGAAUUGCUAGGCUCAGAAGUGGAGACUGGAGUCGGAGUUCCGUGUUUGCGUGGGCAGAGGUGACGUCGCAGUAACUGAGGACUGCAUCAGAGUUUUGAAGGAUCCUUAUUAUCACAAGUUUUAACCCUCUCCUUCGUACCUGACCUCAAUCCCCUUUUCCUCAUAUUCCUGCAUUAGGCUAAUAAAGUGAAAUUGAUAUACUUCCCAUUUAA